AUGGCAGUUGGGGCUCCCGCUCACGGCAUUCACGAUGUGGCUCUGCAACGUCGACAAAAGCUUAUAGGGGCCAGUGGCCAGCGGCUUUACAUUGCCUUGUUCGCUUGCAUUGGAGGAUUGUUAUAUGGUUACAAUCAAGGCGUUUUUUCUGGUGUGCUCACUAUGAACUCAUUUAUGUCUCGCAUGGGAAAUUAUGAUAGCACAGAUCCAGCAGAUCAAGCAGAAAAGGAUGAGGCAUUGAGCAGAAAGUACGGGAUUCUAAUUGCUACCCGGUAUGCUCCUUUUUUCCAAGUCCCUAUACGCAAAGAGUUUCAAAUGCCUAGGAAGAGAUCGCAUCGGGUUGAAAAGGUUAUUGACAUUCUAUGCUCAAAUAUAGCUGUAUUUAUCAUCGGCGUCAUAGUCCAAGCGACUGCUAUCUCCGUUGGCCACUCCGCCAUCUUGGGCGGUCGUUUCAUAACUGGAAUGGGCGUGGGAAGUCUCAGUAUGAUCGUCCCCAUGUACAAUGCCGAAGUCGCUCCGCCUGAAGUACGUGGAUCUCUCAUUGCUCUCCAACAACUUGCCAUCUGUGCCGGUAUCAUGAUAUCCUUCUGGAUCGACUACGGCACAAACUAUAUAGGGGGAACUGGUGCGACGCAAUCCGAUGCAGCAUGGCUUGUACCAAUUUGUCUGCAGCUCUUCCCGGCUGUGAUUCUUUUUGUCGGCAUCUUGUUCAUGCCUUUCUCGCCUAGAUGGCUAGUGCAUCACGGAAGAGAAGCGGAGGCUAGGAAAGUGCUAGCACAACUGAGAAACUUACCCCAAGACCAUGAGUUGGUAGAAAUAGAGUUUUUGGAAAUCAAGAUCCAGAGUUUGUUUGAAAAGAGAUCGAUCGCAGAAUUAUGGCCUGGUCUCCAAGAAUUAACUUGGAUGAAUACCGCGAAAUUACAGUUUGUGGCAAUUGGGAGUUUGUUCAAAACAAAACCUAUGUUUAAGAGAGUGAUAGUAGCGACCGUUACUAUGUUCUUUCAACAGUGGACAGGUAUUAACGCAAUUCUCUACUACGCCCCUACAAUUUUCGCAUCCCUGGGUCUCUCCAGUAACACUGUCUCCCUUCUCGCCACCGGCGUUGUCGGCAUUGUAAUGUUCAUCGCAACCAUUCCAUCUGUCCUCUACAUCGACAAGUUAGGUCGCAAGCCCAUUCUUACAAUCGGUGCAAUCGGCAUGGCCACGUGCCACAUAAUCAUCGCUGUCAUCGUAGCCAAAAACAGAGAUUCAUGGGAGGAACAUAAAGCCGCGGGCUGGGCUGCUGUGGCUAUGGUUUGGCUCUUCGUAAUCCACUUCGGCUAUUCCUGGGGUCCCUGCGCCUGGAUUCUCGUAGCAGAAAUCUGGCCCCUCUCCAAUCGUCCCUACGGCAUCGCACUGGGUGCCUCCUCAAACUGGAUGAAUAAUUUCAUCGUCGGCCAAGUAACGCCUGAUAUGUUAAGUGGUAUUUCCUAUGGUACCUAUAUAAUAUUUGGGUUGUUAACCUAUCUCGGAGCGGUAUUCAUAUGGUGGGGUGUACCGGAGACGAAGAGAUUAGGCUUGGAGGAGAUGGACCUAGUGUUCGGUAGCGAAGGUGUAGGCCGUGGUGAUCUCGAAAGAAUGGAAGCUGUACGUCACGAGGUAGGGUUAGACAGGAUUCUUGGGGAGAUUAACACCAAUGGUGAUGUAUCGCCAAUAAAGGACAUUAAGAGUGAUCAGGCUGAGAAGAUUCAUGAGAUGUAGACGAAGUGGAUGAACAUUGAUGCAUCAGAUUCGCUGGUACUUUUUAUAAGGAUUAGGAAGUGUAACAGUCUUGGUAUAAUG
Botrytis sinoallii is the source of this 1821-nucleotide messenger RNA. RefSeq lists its product as uncharacterized. Gene Ontology annotation, cellular component: membrane. NCBI's taxonomy places the organism in Eukaryota, Fungi, Ascomycota, Leotiomycetes, Helotiales, Sclerotiniaceae. Gene Ontology annotation, biological process: transmembrane transport; carbohydrate transport. Gene Ontology annotation, molecular function: carbohydrate:proton symporter activity. The record is from RefSeq and is a predicted model, not a curated record. Bases 1 to 1740 code for a protein of 579 amino acids. The transcript has 7 exons.